Octodon degus (degu) is the source of this 775-nucleotide messenger RNA. RefSeq names its product Yip1 domain family member 5 (gene Yipf5). Gene Ontology annotation, biological process: vesicle fusion with Golgi apparatus; regulation of ER to Golgi vesicle-mediated transport; endoplasmic reticulum to Golgi vesicle-mediated transport. The record is from RefSeq and is a predicted model, not a curated record. Lineage: Eukaryota; Metazoa; Chordata; Mammalia; Rodentia; Octodontidae. Gene Ontology annotation, cellular component: membrane; trans-Golgi network. The transcript is spliced from 6 exons. The annotation marks the transcript as partial.
GGCUGGUGUACGUUUCGGAGUCGAAUUUGCGGGUGACUUGGGGCCGCCGCUGGUCCGCCGCCUCGGGUCUUUUGCAAUGUCAGGUUUUGAUAACUUAAACACGGAUUUCUACCAGACAAGUUACAGCAUCGAUGACCAGUCUCAACAAUCCUAUGAUUAUGGAGGAAGUGGAGGACCCUAUAGCAAACAGUAUGCUGGCUAUGACUACUCGCAGCCAGGCUCAUUUGUCCCUCCAGACAUGAUGCAGCCGCAGCAGCCGUACACGGGUCAGAUUUUCCACCCAGCUCAGGCAUAUCCUCCUACUCCUCAACCAUUGUAUGGAAACAACUUCGAGGAUGAGCCCCCUUUAUUAGAAGAGUUAGGUAUCAAUUUUGACCACAUCUGGCAGAAAACACUAACAGUGCUACAUCCAUUAAAAGUAGCAGAUGGCAGCAUCAUGAAUGAAACUGACUUGGCAGGACCAAUGGUUUUUUGCCUUGCCUUUGGAGCCACAUUGUUAUUGGCUGGCAAAAUCCAGUUUGGCUAUGUAUAUGGAAUCAGUGCGAUUGGAUGUCUAGGAAUGUUUUGCUUAUUAAACUUAAUGAGUAUGACAGGCGUUUCAUUUGGUUGUGUAGCAAGUGUCCUUGGAUAUUGUCUUCUUCCCAUGAUCCUACUUUCCAGCUUUGCAGUGAUAUGUUCUUUACAAGGAAUGUUAGGAAUCAUUCUCACUGCUGGGAUUAUUGGAUGGUGUAGUUUUUCUGCUUCCAAGAUUUUUAUUUCUGCUUUAGCCAUGGAA